Temnothorax curvispinosus is the source of this 1146-nucleotide messenger RNA. RefSeq names its product probable chitinase 10. The record is from RefSeq and is a predicted model, not a curated record. The transcript is spliced from 3 exons. The annotation marks the transcript as partial. Gene Ontology annotation, biological process: carbohydrate metabolic process; chitin catabolic process. Lineage: Eukaryota; Metazoa; Arthropoda; Insecta; Hymenoptera; Formicidae. Gene Ontology annotation, molecular function: chitinase activity; chitin binding. Gene Ontology annotation, cellular component: extracellular region.
UGCCGCAAAUUGUUUACUUGAUUUUAAAUAGAAUAACAUAAAAUUGACACUAAAUAAGAAGAAUUAUAAUGCUUUACGUGAGGGACUUAAUUAAUGUAAUUAUAAUACUCCUUUCGUACACACUUGCUACCCGUCAUAUUAAUUGUGUAUGAAUUUCAUCAAAUGGUAUUAAUAAGUAGUAUUGUGAAACAAACGUUCUAAUACAGCUUUUUAUAAUUAUUCUAGUGACACCGUGGUUCUGGACGUGGAAACGUGCGGUUUUAUUGUGCGUUAUAACUUUAAUACUUCUAGCUGUUGUAAUGUCCAUAACUGUACAUUUCACUCAUAAAUCAGACGCAUCGGUCUCCUCGAAAAUUCCAAUCUCAUUGCUCGAUGACCCCGACAAGGUAUCCCCGUUAUCCGGCUACUACAAGGUUGUGUGCUAUUUCACAAAUUGGGCCUGGUACCGAGAUAAAAUCGGCCGUUACAUGCCGGAAUACAUCGAUCACACUCUAUGCACGCAUAUAGUGUACGGCUUUGCAGUGCUAGAUAAUUUCAAGCUGGUGAUUAAGGUGAAAGACUUUUGGGCGGACUACGAAAAUCAUUUCUACGAGAAGGUGGUAGCGUAUAAAAAGCGGGGUCUUAAGGUGCUUCUCGCGCUGGGCGGGUGGAAUGACUCCGCCGGCGACAAGUACAGCCGAUUAUUGGUGAAUAGUCCAUCCGCUAAAAAGAAAUUCAUCAAUCAUGCCAUUCAGUUUAUCGGAAAUUACGGCUUUGACGGAUUGGACUUGUUUAGGGAGUAUCCUGUUUGCUGGCAGGGAAAUUGCAACAAGGGUCCAGAUUCGGAUAAAGAGAGCUUUGCAGCUAUAUUGCGGGAAUUAAGCGCUGUAUUCAAGCCAAAAAAAUUGCUUCUCUCGGCAGCGGUCUCGCCGGACAUGCAGGUGAUUGACAAGGGCUACGACGUCCCGGCGUUGGCCAAGUAUUUGGACUGGAUCACCGUCAUGGCGUCUGACUAUCACGGAGAGUGGGACAAUCGUACCGGUCAUGUUGCGCCUUUAUUUUAUCAUCCGGACGAUGAGAAGUACUACGAUGAGAUGUACUACUUGAACGCUAACUAUUCGAUCAACUAUUGGAUUUCGAAGGGUGCACCACCCAGGAGCAUUGUUA